AUGUCAAGCAUCAUUAAUCUCCUCAAGUCCCAAUCAGACAACCACACCCGUGGACUGUACUUUUACCCAGGUGCUGCAAAGACUAAGCCUAGCUUUACAUCCUACGCCAGCCUCUACACUCAAGCCUUAAAUAUCGCUGCCGGUUACAAGAGCGCCGGCUUCAAGUAUAAUGACAUUGUUCUACUCUAUAUGUCCUCACACGAAGCUUAUGCUUUACACUAUUGGGCUGCUGUACUCGUCGGAUUAGUACCAACCAUCCUCACUCCGCUCACCAAUGAUCCUAAGCAAGUCGAAGCUCACUUGAGCCAUUUGAAGAACCUUCUUGACCCACGCAUAAUUGCAUCUUCAGAGCUUCACGCUCAUUUGGAUUCCAUUAAGGAUACCUCUGAGAUCUACUCACCAGAAGACAUACUUGCAAGAGCCAACGGAAAGGUUUUGCAAGACUCAGACAUUAAUUCAACAAAGGAUUUGGCUUGUUUGAUGCUGACUUCCGGAUCUACUGGUAACGCUAAAGCUGUCGAAAUGCGCCACGAAGCUAUCCAAGCUGCUGUCAGGGGAAAAUCUCAAGCACUUGGUCUCACAUCUGAGACAAAGUUUCUUAACUGGAUCAACUUUGAUCACGUAGCCAACUUGACCGAGUGUCACCUCACUUCAAUGUACCUCGGUGCUGACCAGUACCAUGUUCCUGGCGCAGCUCUCCUCACCAACCCACUCGACUUCCUCCAAAUUAUUAACGAUCAACGCAUCAACUUCAACUUCUCACCAAACUUCUUUUUAUCUGCCCUGCUCGACUCAUUCAACAGAGAGCUCAAACACAAUGCUGAUCUGCGCUCCAAGUACGACCUUUCAUCGCUCAAGAAGAUUACAUCUGGUGGUGAGGCCUCGUCUACUAAGAUGUGUGCUACUCUUAUCGAGCAAGUACUCGCUCCAAUGGGUGCACCAAAGGACCUGAUCGUCCCAGGGUUUGGACAGACUGAAACAUGUGCCGGGUCUAUUUUCAACAAGACGUUCCCAUCACAGGAGAUCCGCGACUCAAGAGCUUAUGCUGCAGUUGGAUUACCAAUGAACGGCAUCGAGAUGAGAAUCGUUGACCCAGAGACCUCAAAGGCAGUAGCUGAUGGUCAAACAGGUGAGCUGCAGAUCGCCGGCCCAGUCGUCUUCCGCAAGUAUUACCGCAAUGAGAAAGCGACAAGAGAGAACUUCACUCCUGACGGUUGGUCCAGAACUGGAGACAGAGCAUACAUGUCAUCAUCUGGCUGUGUCUUGGCUGGUCGUGACAAGGACUCUAUCAUCACCAACGGCGUCAAGUACUUCAGUUCAGAGAUUGAAUACAUGCUCGAAAACGCUGGUAUCGAAGGUAUGCUCCCAUCAUGGAUCGCCGCAGUGCCAUACCGUCCAGAAGGUCACGCUACGGAAGACAUUCUUAUCUUCUUCGCUCCAUCAUUUGACGUGAGCAAGGAUGUCAAUGGUUUGAAGGAUGUUGUCGAGGCGAUCGCCGACAGAGUCGUCAUGUACUGCGCUCACCGCCCAUACCGUAUUCUCGCAUUACCUACUGAAGCAUUCGGCGGCAAGUCUUCUCUCGGUAAGAUCUCGCGCAACAAGGUAUUGAAGGCUUACGAUGCUGGUGCAUUUGUCAAGUAUGAAGCUGAACAAAAGUUAGCUCUUGAGGAACUCCGCCGCACUCAACUCGUUCCACCUGAAACAGACUUUGAGCGCAAGGCUGCAGCUGCUAUGGCUGAGACUCUCGGCCUCGACUACAAGUUCAUUGGUCGUCACGACAACUUCUUCACUUUCGGUGGCUCAUCGCUUGAAUUGGUUAGAUACAAAAACAUACUUGAGAAGUACCUCGGAUUGACAGAGGAGCUUCCUCUCAUCACUGUCCUUCGCAACCCAACUCCUGCUACACUUGCGCCAUACUUGGACAGAUACUUGCGCACUCAAUUCGGUGAAGUUCCUGACAAUGCUGAUGAUAUCUACGAUCCAAUUGUUCCACUCCAGCUUAAGGGUUCCAAGCCUCCUCUUUUCCUUAUCCACCCAGGUGUUGGUGAAGUAUUGGUCUUCUUGAACCUCGCCAAGUACAUUACCGACAGACCGGUGUACGCUCUUCGCGCUAGAGGUUUCAACCCAGGUGAAACGCCAUUCACGGACAUGAACACCCUCACGGAUGCUUACAUGGCUGGUAUUGAGAGAACAAACCCAGAUGGACCAUACUGUAUCGCUGGAUACUCAUACGGUGCAUGUCUCGGAUUCGAGAUCUGCAAGAAGCUUGAAGCAAAGAACAAGGAGAUUGGUUGGUUUGGAUGUUUCAACCUUCCUCCACACAUCAAGGAACGUAUGCAGCAGCUCGACAGAGUUGAGGUCGUUCUCAACCUGUCCUACUUCCUCGGCUUGAUGACAGAGGACUACGCUCAUGAGAUUUCACCAGAGAUGCACAAGUACACUCCGGAGCAAGUCGUAGAGCACAUAGUGGCUAUUGCACCACCAGCUCGUCUGCAAGAGUUGGAGUUGACAGCUUCUAAGCUGCUCAACUGGGGUUCUAUUGCUGAAAAUCUUCAAGCUCUGGCUAGAGGAUAUGAGCCAACAGGAACAGUGUCGAACAUUAACGUCUUCAUUGCGGAUCCACUGGCCGCUGUUGCCAAGACGCGUCAAGAGUGGUACGAGAAGAAGUUGACCCCAUGGAAGGAUUUCACUAGAACUGAGCCUGUUUUCAUCGAUGCUAAGGGCGCACACUACACCAUCCUUGCACCAGAGAACGUCGUCGAUUUCCAAUCCAAGAUGAGAAAGUCUCUCGAAGCACGUGUGACAGUUUCAAGUCAUGCACUGCCCCCGACGUACCUCUUCACUUUUACGGAAUCGGCUGUUGAAGGGGCUGAAGUGGAGGCAAUUUGGCUAUCAAAGUCUUACAAAAGAACGAUGAGCAUGAUAGAUUUGAAAGACUUAUACACGACAACGCUAUUAAGCUACGAAGAAGAAGAAGAAUCUAGUCUUCUCGAUAAAGGGUAUGGGCAGCAUUUCAGGUCACUCGAUGCAUUUCUACAAAGCUUUAAGCAGUUACAGCCAAAGCAGUCACUCGCUAAUCCUGUUCCAAGCGCUGGUUGGCAGGCUUUUGUCAUUAUUGAUAACAAACUGCAAGGGCACAUAUGCGUUGAAGAAAAAGUUGUACAGAACUACUUCAAAUGCCUUUCAAAGCGUUACAAUAGCGAUAGAAUAAGACCACCAAAACAUGUAACUCAAGUUGUUCCACAUAAAGAUUUCAAACCAGGCAAUAUAAAGUAUAUAUCCGAUUACGCGACCUAUCGCCUAUUGUAUCGCUCAUUUGACAGCCACAUUACUCAAAUCAUUCGCAAUCGCAUCCGCAAGCAUUCACCAAAAGAGUCAACUUCGCUGUGGUUGAGUAAGAAGCAUACCUUUCUUGCUCUAGAUGUUGAAUGGUGGGAGAACGUUCCCGUAAAUAUUCUUGAAUUCGGCUAUGCUAUCUGCAGAGCUUCCUUUUUAGCAGGCAGAGAAGACGUUCACUGGCCGCCGAUACCUGAGGACAACUAUCGACGCGCACACUACAAAGUCCGCAACCCAGGCGGAGUGACUGAUAAUCACAAGCCUUUCAUCUUUGGAAAAACUAAAUCAAUUUACAAAGACAGCGUGAGGAACUUGUUGGAGUCCGUUAUUAGCAGCUUGUCUUCGCCUGAGACCUCGACUGAAUUGAACAAUCUCGUCAUUGUUGGUCAUGGUAUACAGGAAGCAUUCAAGAAAUGGAAGUUGAAUGUGCCUUCAAAUGUCGUCAUGAUAGACGUCGGCCAGCUGCACCAGAUGAUAUAUACAACAAUGGGUGUAUACCCACUCAGAUCAAUACUCGACACACUCAAAGUACCAUACCAAGCGCCAAGUCUAGGAAACACGGGCAACGAUGCCAUGUGGAUUAUGGAAGCUUAUGCGACGUUGUGCGAGCAGUACGGAGCAGGUAGAGGAAAAAACCAAUCGUCAUCGGGUGGUAAAGUGACUUCCUCCGAGAAUUUUUCCAGCGGUACAUCCUCAACGAAUGAAUCAUCUUCAGCUGAAGCCAGCAAGUUGAAGAAGAGGGUUUCUUUCAGUGGAGAUGCUACGUUGGGAGGUGAAGAGGCAACUGCUACAUCCACACCAGGCGUCUUUGCACCAUACAAUCCCAUGAUGGGUUAUCCGCAAGUGCCAGGAAAUCAUCCAAUGGUGACCCCAAUGAUGGGUCCGAUGAUGAGUCCAAUGAGUUCAAUACCCCUCGCAUCGCCACCAUCAAUGCACAAUCCAAACGUUGUUGAUUUCAGGAAGUCUGCGGCGUUUAGACAAUCUAAUCUAUCGCUUAGGCCUGAGUUGAAGAAGGGGGAUUACUAUCAGUCAUUUGAAAAGCGUAAAUCUUCAUCGCAUUUGUGA
Messenger RNA from Wallemia ichthyophaga EXF-994, 4401 nucleotides. RefSeq names its product Polyketide synthase PksJ. Bases 1 to 4401 code for a protein of 1466 amino acids. The record is from RefSeq and is a predicted model, not a curated record. Gene Ontology annotation, molecular function: CoA-ligase activity. Lineage: Eukaryota; Fungi; Basidiomycota; Wallemiomycetes; Wallemiales; Wallemiaceae. Gene Ontology annotation, biological process: biosynthetic process; secondary metabolic process. The transcript is spliced from 6 exons.